AUGGACAUGCCCCCCUCUCCCGGCUCGGGCACCCCCGUCGGCACUGUCACCCCUGCCAAUGGCACCCAGACUCCAUCCCAGCCUCCCUCGGAGAUUGCCCUAACCCCACCCCGCGCCGCCCGCGCGACGCUGUCACCCCCCGGCCCCAGAAUCAAGUGGGAUGUACAGAGCCAGAAGAGGCAGAAGAAGGUUGCUGUGCUUACAUCUGGCGGCGACAGCGCCGGUAUGAAUGCUGCAGUCCGCGCUGUGGUAAGACAGGCCAUUGCCCGCGGCUGCCAGGCGUACAUUAUCCGUGAGGGAUGGGAGGGCCUGGUGCGCGGCAACACUGCCGCCGUACCGACGCCAGCUCCAUCUCGUCGUGGCUCGGAGGCGCCCUCGCCUUCGAUCAACGCCAUGCAGACCUUCAGCUUCACCCAGUCGUUCACGCCGGAGGACCUCAAACUCGGCGCUGCCGCUGCACGCGUGACUGGUGACGUGUCCGAAGGGUCAAGUGACGACGACAGUACCGAUGACGAGGACGUUCCCGUCCGGUUUAGCGACCCGAUGAGAGUCGCGCCCCUCACGGCCGCUCCGCUCUCGUUCGGCUACGGCAGCCUGCUGCGCGACGGUGCGGGCGAGGCCGAUAUUGAUGAGGACGGCGCGUUCCACAUGCCCGAGGAGAAUGUCGGUGGCGGCAAGACGCUGCGCGGGCGUUACAUUGUGCGCGUCGGUUGGGACGAUGUGCGCGGCUGGCUCGGCGAGGGUGGCACUCUCAUCGGCUCGUCCCGCUGCCCCAGCUUCCGCACGCGCGAGGGUCGCCUCAAGGCCGCUCACAACCUUAUUCGCUUUGGCAUCGACUGCCUGGCCGUAUGUGGAGGUGACGGCUCGCUCACCGGCGCCGACAUGCUGCGUGCCGAGUGGCCCAGCCUUAUCAAGGAGCUGAAAGGGAAGGGCGACAUCACUGCCGAGGAGCUCGAAGCCCACCGCCACCUUAACAUUGUUGGUCUUGUUGGCUCGAUAGACAACGACAUGGCCAUGACCGAUCUCACUAUCGGCGCAAUCACGGCCCUUCACCGCAUCUGCGAGGCUAUCGACUCGAUUGGCUCGACUGCUUCGUCGCACUCACGAGCUUUCGUCAUUGAGGUCAUGGGCCGUCACUGCGGUUGGCUCGCGCUAAUGGCCGGAGUGGCCACCGGUGCGGAUUUCAUCUUCAUCCCGGAGCACCCGCCCCCCAAGCAGAACUGGGAGGAUGAGAUGUGUGGCGUGCUCAAGAAGCACCGCCGCCUUGGUAAGCGCAAGACCAUUGUCAUCGUCGCCGAGGGUGCGCUUGAUAGCGACCUCAAGCCAAUCAAGCCCGAGUACGUCAAAGAGAUUCUCAGCGGGCGCCUCGGCCUCGAUACGAGGGUCACGACCCUCGGACACACGCAGCGCGGUGGUGUCCCUGCUGCCUUUGACCGCAUUCUCCCCACCCUCCAGGGUGUCAAAGCUGUCGACACCCUCCUCGAGGCAACUCCCAACACGCCGUCGUACAUGAUCGGUAUCUCGGAGAACAAGAUCACCAAGAUUCCGCUGCUCGAGGCUGUCGCGCAGACCAAGAAGGUCGCGGACGCGAUCGAGGCGAUGGACUUUGACCUCGCUAUGUCAUACCGUGACUCGGAGUUUACCGACAUGAUCACUGCGUUCAAUAUCUCCUCAUCGCUUCCUGCGAGCGAGAGGCUGCCGGACGACAUGCGUCUGCGCAUUGCCAUUAUCCACGUCGGCGCGCCUGCUGGAGGCAUGAACGCGGCGACGCGCCAGGCUGUGCGUUUCUGCCACGAGAGAGGUCACGUCCCACUUGCGAUCUACAACGGAUGGGAAGGCUUACUCGAUGACAAUGUGAGCGAGCUCUCGUGGCUGCGUGUCGACAACUGGACGACACGUGGUGGCUCAGAGCUCGGUACGAAUCGUACUCUGCCGGACGUCGACAUGGGACAGGUGGCCAGCGCGUUGCAGCGUCACCAGAUUGAUGCCAUGCUCGUCAUUGGCGGUUUCGAGGGUUACAACUCUGUGCGUCUGCUCGAGAAGUCGCGUCACAACUACCCGGCGCUGUGCAUCCCAAUGGUGCACCUUCCCGCUACGAUCUCGAACAACGUCCCUAUGACCGACUUCUCGCUCGGCUCUGACACGUCGCUGAACGCUCUCGUCGUCGCCGCAGACGCUAUCAAGCAGAGUGCGGCUGCAUCGCGCAACCGUGUCUUCGUCGUCGACGUGCAGGGCGGCAUGAGUGGUUACAUUGCCGUACUCGGUGCCCUCGCAGUUGGUGCUCUGUUAGUCUACACGCCAGAGCAGGGGAUCAACCUCUCGUGCCUUGUCGAGGAUGUCGAGUUCCUGAAGGAGCGCUACGCCCUCGACGAGAAGGGCAAGAGUGAGGGGCGGCUCGUCAUCCGCUCCGAGAAGUCGUCCAGCGUGUACACGACCGAGGUGAUCACCAACAUCUUGAAGGAGGAGGGUGCAGACCUGUUCGAUGCGCGCUCGGCCUCGCUCGGCCAUACGCUGCAGGGCGGCGUGCCCUCGCCUCUUGACCGGACGCGUGCUGCCCGUCUGGCAAUGCUCUCCAUGCAGUUCCUGGAGAAGCAUGCGCAGCCGGGCUCGCAGGCGUUCCACCGCCGCCGCGCGGGUGAGGAGAUGAUUGGGCACGAGACUGCGGCCAUGAUCGCCAUCCGCGGCAGCAAGAUUGUCUUUGCGAGCAUGAGCGAUGUCCAGAACCACACGGACAUGAAGCGCCGCCGCGGCACCGACGUCUGGUGGGCCGGUGUAAAAGGACUCACCGAGGUUAUGGGAGGUCGCACCGGCGUGCUCGUCGACAUGGACCGGCAGGUGCGCAACAAGGCGCGCUUCCGCCGGGAGAGCAUCCGGUCGCAGGCGUUUUGA
Messenger RNA from Cutaneotrichosporon cavernicola, 2889 nucleotides. RefSeq lists its product as uncharacterized. Gene Ontology annotation, biological process: fructose 6-phosphate metabolic process; canonical glycolysis; fructose 1,6-bisphosphate metabolic process. Bases 1 to 2889 code for a protein of 962 amino acids. Gene Ontology annotation, molecular function: identical protein binding; 6-phosphofructokinase activity; AMP binding. The transcript is spliced from 5 exons. Gene Ontology annotation, cellular component: mitochondrion; 6-phosphofructokinase complex; cytoplasm. The record is from RefSeq and is a predicted model, not a curated record. NCBI's taxonomy places the organism in Eukaryota, Fungi, Basidiomycota, Tremellomycetes, Trichosporonales, Trichosporonaceae.